This is a messenger RNA of Octodon degus (degu), 4273 nucleotides long. RefSeq names its product nuclear factor, erythroid 2 like 1 (gene Nfe2l1). The transcript is spliced from 5 exons. Gene Ontology annotation, molecular function: RNA polymerase II cis-regulatory region sequence-specific DNA binding; DNA-binding transcription factor activity, RNA polymerase II-specific. Gene Ontology annotation, biological process: regulation of transcription by RNA polymerase II. Gene Ontology annotation, cellular component: nucleus. The record is from RefSeq and is a predicted model, not a curated record. NCBI's taxonomy places the organism in Eukaryota, Metazoa, Chordata, Mammalia, Rodentia, Octodontidae. The coding region runs from base 637 to 2883 and encodes 748 amino acids.
GGGGGCGGGGAGGGAAGCGGAGGCUGGGAGCUCUGGGCCGGCCGGCUGUGGCGGCGGCGGCUAGGCCGGGACUUGGGCCGAGGGGCUCUCGUGGCGGCAGCGGCGGACGUCGGGCUGUGCAGCGGGUACCGGGCACGUUCCUUUUCCUGAGGGGUGCGGCGCUGUGGGGCCGAGGCUCACGCGGUUCUGCUGGAAACCCCCCUGGUAAGUGUGGAGGAGGCGGGACACUGUGACCCAAGCAAGACAAAAGGCCUGCAGCUCCAGCCAAAGACAACAAACCUAGAGGGAGAAGGAAAAGGAGUCUAUCAGCUGUUGCUGUGAACAAGCCUCCUGCGGAAGCUGUAUGUGGACUGAGGAGACAGUGAGUGGCAAGGGCCAGAGGGCCUGGACUGGGUGAGGCGUGCUCUCUGAGGUGCGGAGCCAGAAGGGAAGAGUGAAUGUGGCCUGGAGCGCCUGUUCCACUGGGUGUGCGUUCCUGUGGGGCGAUAGCCACGGUCAGCUCCUGUGUCGUGCCAGGGAGGGGUGAAGGGUUAGCAUUGAGGGGUAACCUGCUGGUUGGAGCAGCAGAGCAACGGCCUUGAUUUGUCUUCGGAAGAUUUAAGACCCAGUAAACAUAAACGUUCUGGUCCUUCAGCAAUGCUUUCUCUGAAGAAAUACUUAACGGAAGGACUGCUCCAGUUUACCAUCCUGCUGAGUCUGGUUGGGGUGCGGGUGGACGUGGAUACUUACUUGACCUCACAGCUGCCCCCACUUCGAGAGAUCAUCCUGGGGCCCAGCUCUGCCUACACACAGACACAGUUCCACAACCUGCGAAACACUUUGGAUGGCUAUGGGAUCCACCCCAAGAGUGUAGAUCUGGACAAUUACUUCACUGCCCGGCGGCUCCUCAGUCAGGUGAGGGCCCUGGACAGGUUCCAGGUGCCCACCACUGAGGUGAAUGCUUGGCUGGUUCACCGUGACCCUGAGGGGUCUGUGUCUGGCAGUCAGCCCAGCUCAGGCCUGGCCCUUGAGAGUUCCAGUGGCCUCCAGGAUGUGACGGGCCCAGACAGCGGGGUGCGAGAAAGUGAGACGGAGCAGGGCUUUGGUGAUGAUCUGGAGGACUUGGGGGCUGUAGCCCCUCCAGUCAGCGGAGACUUAACCAAAGAGGACAUAGAUCUGAUUGACAUCCUUUGGCGGCAGGAUAUUGAUCUGGGGGCUGGGCGUGAGGUUUUUGACUACAGCCAUCGGCAGAAGGAGCAGGAUGUGGAUAAGGAGCUUCGAGAUGGAAGAGGCGAGCAGGAGGACAACUGGGCGGGCACGGGCACCGAUGCUCUGGCCCAAGACCUGCUAGUGGACGGAGAGACUGGGGAGAGUUUCCCUGCACAGUUUCCGGACGUCACCAGCCUCCCAGAAGCAGCGCCAAGUGAGAACGAGUCCCCUGUUCUCCAGAACAGCCUGCUGUCUCCGCUUCUCACAGGGACAGAGUCGCCAUUUGAUUUGGAACAGCAGUGGCAGGAUCUCAUGUCCAUCAUGGAAAUGCAGGCCAUGGAAGUGAACUCAUCGGCGAGCGAGAUCCUCUACAGCACCCCUCCUGGGGACGCCCUGAGCACCAACUACAGCCUGGCCCCGAGCACACCCAUCAACCAGAAUGUGAGCCUGCACCAGGCGUCCCUGGGGGGCUGUGGCCAGGAGUUCUCGCUCUUCAGCCCAGAGGUAGAGAGCCUGCCUGCUGCCGCCGCCAGCCCUGCGCUGCUCCCGCUGGGCCCCAGCAACUCCACCAGCCUCAACUCCACCUUCAGCCCUGCCAGCCUGGCUGGGCUCUUCUUCCCACCCCAGCUCAACGGCACCACCAAUGACACAGCGGGCCCCGAGCUGCCUGACCCUCUCGGGGGCCUGCUGGAUGAAGCCAUGCUGGAUGAGAUUAGCCUGAUGGACCUGGCCAUCGAGGAGGGCUUCAACCCGGUGCAGGCCUCGCAGCUAGAGGAGGAGUUCGACUCGGACUCGGGCCUCUCCCUGGACUCCAGCCAUAGCCCAUCCUCCCUGAGCGGCUCUGAGGGCUCUUCCUCCUCCUCCUCAGCCUCCACAUCCUCGGCCUCUUCCUCCUCUUCCGCGUCCUCUUCUGCCUCUUCCUCCUUUUCUGAGGAAGGUGCUGUUGGCUACAGCUCGGAUUCUGAGACCCUAGAUCUGGAGGAGGCUGAGGGUGCCGUGGGCUACCAGCCUGAGUAUUCCAAGUUCUGCCGUAUGAGCUACCAGGACCCGUCGCAGCUGUCCUGCCUGCCCUACCUGGAGCAUGUGGGCCACAACCACACGUACAACAUGGCGCCCAGCGCCCUCGAUGCCACUGAGCUGCCCCCAGGCGGUGGCUUCAAGAAGGGCGGCAAGGAAAAGCAGGCGGCCGACUUUCUGGAGAAGCAGAUGAGCCGGGAUGAGCACCGCGCCCGUGCCAUGAAGAUCCCCUUCACAAAUGACAAGAUCAUCAACCUGCCCGUGGAGGAGUUCAACGAGCUGCUGUCCAAGCACCAGCUGAGCGAGGCGCAGCUGAGCCUCAUCCGCGACAUCCGGCGCCGUGGCAAGAACAAGAUGGCGGCGCAGAACUGCCGAAAGCGCAAGCUGGACACCAUCUUGAACCUGGAGCGUGACGUGGAGGACCUGCAGCGUGACAAGGCGCGGCUGCUGCGCGAGAAGGUGGAGUUCCUGCGCUCGCUGCGGCAGAUGAAGCAGAAGGUGCAGAGCCUGUACCAGGAGGUGUUUGGCCGGCUUCGUGAUGAAAAUGGGCGGCCCUACUCGCCUAGCCAGUACGCCCUGCAGUAUGCGGGCGACGGCAGCGUCCUGCUCAUCCCCCGCGCCCUGGCCGACCAGCAGGCCAGGCGGCAGGAGAGGAAGCCCAAGGACCGGAGGAAGUGAGUGGGCGCGGCGAGCUCAGCGAGGCUGAAACUGGAGCGGGGCGGGCCCGGGCCUGGACCCCGGCGGGGACUUCAAUGCCUUCUUACCCAUAUAUCUUCUCAGACGGAGGACUGCGGGUCAGUGGACGGAGGCGGCUGCGUGGGCACUGCCCGGCCUGGCUUCCAGCCGUGGAAGCGGCCGGACCACCAGGCAGGGCCUCGCUGACCCCUCUGGGUAAAGUGGGUGGAGGGCUGCGGUUGGUGUUGCUGAGUUGGAGGAGGAGGUGUGUGGAGGGAGGUGACAGGAGGAGCAGAGGGAGGGAGAGGACAGGAGGCGGGAGAAAGUAGUUUCUGGAGGAAGGAAGAAAGGAAACCAGGACAUCGCAGCGGUCGGCAAAGGGAAAGGGGAGGUCAGGCCUUGGCCAGGGUUCUAGGCAGGAGGUUUGUGGAGCUUCUCACCUGGGGUCUGUGGCGCAGGUGGGCGUGGAGGGCUCGGUUCCCUUCCCUGUCCCUACGCUUAGCUGUCCCUCGAGGCAAGCGUGCCUGUUGUGUUGCGGUUGAGUGGGAGCCUGGGUGACGCUGGCUUACUGGGCCCACGGGCAGAGGGAACAGAGAGGUCCCGAGGUCCGCACUGCAGCAGCCCCAACACCACGCAUGUCCUUCACUGCCUGCCACUGCCACUUACACCGUGUCCUGGCUGUCCCGUGUGGGGCGCCCGUGUCCCAUCAGCCUGCAUGGAAUUGCUGCACUGUUCAUUCCCUUCCCACCUGGCCCCGGAGCCCUGGAGGGGUCCUGGCUGUAGUGUCAGGGCGGGAGGGCACGGGAGUGGGGUUCAGCGCGCACAGGCGUGGCACCCUGGCCGCAGGCGGUCCUAAAAACAUGGCAGUUGCGUAGUCCUAGCGCCCUGCGUUUCAGUGCGUCUCGAGGGCCUGUGCCGCCACCUCUGGGGUCCAGCGUGCGCGUGUUGGGUGAGGAGGAGAUGCCUCAGUCUUCAAGCUGCUAAACGUUCUCUUUGCCAUAAAGACUCCGUGUAACUGUGGACGCUUGGGAUGGUUCUCCUCGGCCCGGGGUCUUGUCUGCCUUUCUGGGUUUUUUUCUAGAGGGGGUAGUGGGGGCCCCCAGCUCUGGCUCUACCUGGCUAGGUGGCUCCAGGAGCACAGUGUUGCGGUGUCAGUCAUAUUGGUGAUUGGCGACUGGUUGCCAGUGCUGCCCCACUAGGGCCACCUGCUGGGGCGGGAGGGUUGGGGAGUGAUGACCCUCCGCCCGAGGAGGGGGGCCCAGCCAAGCAGCAGGAAUGUGGGCAGAGCCUGGGAGUGCUUUUUAUAAAUUAUUUUCCUCGUAGAUUUUAUUUUUAAUUUAUCUCUGACCUGCCAGGGAGAGGAGAGAGAGAUGCUGUGAGCACAUGACAAAAU